This is a messenger RNA of Rotaria socialis, 7134 nucleotides long. NCBI's taxonomy places the organism in Eukaryota, Metazoa, Rotifera, Eurotatoria, Philodinida, Philodinidae. The record is from the annotation of a GenBank genome assembly.
AUGGAUUUAGAACAACCUGGACAUGUUACUACAAAUGGUCAUGCGACUGUUGGUGAUGAUGAACUUCAUCGAUCAACAGAAGAAUCGACUAACGAUAAACAAAAUGGAGAUGCAAUGACUGAUAUAGGCGAUGUUGUUGACGGUCGAGAAAUUCAACUUCUCGAAACUCCUGAAGAUAUUCAAGCAAGACGUGAACAAGUUCUUGCACGUUUUGCACAUUUUAAAGAGGCAGCUAAAUAUCGUCGGGAUAAACUUGAAGAUUCACGAGAAUAUCAAUAUUUUAAACGUGAUGCUGAUGAACUUGAAACAUGGAUCAAUGAAAAAAUACAAUUAUGUUCACAAGACGAUACAUAUCGCGAUACAACAAGUGUUCAAGUAAAAAUACAAAAACAUGAAGCAUUUGAAGAAGAAGUCACAGCCCAUUACAAUGCGGUAGUACGACUCGAUGAAGAAGGUGCAGCAAAAAUUUUUCGUGAUCAUUUUGCAUCAGCUGCUAUUCAGGGACGUCUUGAUGAAAUUCAUCGUUUGUGGGAUUUACUUUUAAAACGUUUACAAGAAAAAUCUGCUCGUCUUCAAUUAGCACGCAAAUUAGAACAAUUCUUUCGUGAUUGUGAUGAAUUUAUAUUUUGGAUGCGUGAUAAAGAAACAUUUGUUUUAUCGGAUGAUUUUGGUAAAGAUUUGCAAAGUGUUCAAAAUCUUCAACGUAAACAUGAUAACGUUGAACGAGAUAUCUCUGUUUUACAAGAGAAAGUUGAGAAUUUACGUAAAGAUGGCGCACGUAUUCAAGAAGAUGUACCCGAAGGUGCUGAUCAAAUUGAUAAACGUCUAAAUGAUAUGAUCCAAGCAUGGGACGAUUUACGUGCUAAAUCCGAUGAACGAAAAACUGUUUUGAAUGAAUCAUUUCGUUUACAUCGUUUUUUAUCUGAAUUUCGUGAUUUAAUGUCAUGGGCAUUAGAUAUGGAAGCUCAAUUAUCAUCUGACGAAUUAGCUAAAGAUGUAUCAGGUGCUGAGGCUUUAGUUGAACGCCAUUCAGAAUUCAAAGGUGAAAUCGAUGCACGUAAAGAUAGUUUUGCUAAUGUACAACGUAUUGGCAAUGAAUUAAUUGAACAAGAUCAUUAUGCUAAAAGUGAAAUUGAAUUUAAAUUACAAGAAUUACUUGAUCAACAAAGAAAAUUAGAUCAUUUAUGGUCACAACGUUUAAUGCUAUUACAAGAUUGUAUGCAUUUACAAUUGUUUUUACGUGAUAUUGAUCAAGCGUUGACAUGGAUACAAAAACAAGAUCAAUAUUUAGUACAAAAUAUUAAUGAUAUUGAUUCAUGUCAAACGUUAGAUGAUUGUGAAGGUCUAAUUAAAAAAUAUGAUGAUUUCGAAAAAUUACUUCAGGCGCAAGAAGAAAAAGGCAAAGCUUUAGAUGAGUUUGGCCGUGAUCUUCUUAAUGCAGGACAUUAUGAUUCUGAUUUAAUUCAAGAAAAACUUGAUUUACUUUAUCAAUCUCGUAUUAGUUUAUUAGAAAAAAUUAAUACAAAACGUCGUUCAUUACAAAAUACACUUAAUUAUUUUACGUUUGAACGUGACUGUGACGAGUUAAAAUUAUGGGCAAAAGAAAAAUUAAAAAUGGCAUUAACUCGUGAUUAUUUAGAUACAGCUAAUAUUAAUAUUAAAUGUCAAAAACAUCAACAAUUUUUAAAUGAAUUGGCUGCAUAUCAACCCAAAAUGGAUUCUGUUAUAUUAACAGGGCAAAAGUUAAUCGAUGAACAACAUGGACAAACACAAAAUAUAAAUCAACAUUUAACCGAAUUGGAAGAUAUAUUAAAUAAAUUAGUUGAAGCAGCUAAUGAAAAAUCCGAUCGUCUAAAAGAAGCUACUGAUGGACAGGCAUUUACACGUGGCUUAGAAGAAAUCGAUAUGUGGAUUAAUGAUGUUGAAAAUACUUUAACCAAUGAUGAUUUUGGUAAAGAUAUGACAUCAGUACAAAAUUUUCAAAAGAAACAACAAUUACUGGAAAAUGAAUUUUCAUUAAAGAAAGAUCGUAUUGAUCAAUUAUCAAAAGAUGCUGAACAUUUUCAACAAAUUGGUCAUUUCGAUUCGAACAAUAUCUUGAAAAAACAAAUACAACUUGUGACACGCUUUCAAUCAUUAUUAGAUCCAUUGAAACAAAAGAAAGAAAAAUUAGAUGCAUCAGCAGAAUUUCAACGUUUAUUACAUAAUAUUGAAGUUGAAGAAGCUUGGAUUCGAGAAAAAGAACCAAGUAUCAUGUCAACAAAUCGUGGUCGAGAUUUAAUUGGUGUUCAAAAUUUAUUAAGAAAACAUCAAGCUUUAAUGGGAGAAUUACAGAAUCAUGAAUCACAAAUUCGUACAGUUUGUAAUGAAGGAGAAGAUAUGAUAAAUCAAGGUCAUUUUUCAUCGGCUGAAAUUAAAAAACAUAUUGUUAAUUUACAAACGAAAUGGCAAAACUUGAAAGAAGUAUCCGUACAAAGAAAACAUGAUUUAGAAGAUUCAUUACAAGCACAACAAUACUUUAGUGAUGCUAAAGAAGUUGAAUCAUGGAUUCAUGAAAAAGAGCCCGUCGCACAAUCAACUGAUUAUGGCCGUGAUGAAGAUUCAUGCAAUGCAUUAUAUAAAAAACAUCAACAAUUAUUCAAUGACAUUAAAGAUUUUGAACAAACUGAAUUAGAAGAACUUCGCCAAAAAGCUCAAAAAUGUCAUCAACCAGAAAAAGCACUUGUUGCCGAAGAUGUCUUAACAGGUCAACGACAAAAAGUUCUCGGUCUUUAUGAUUAUGUUGAAAAAACACCACGAGAAAUUUCAAUGAAAAAAAACGAUACGCUUAUAUUACUUAAUUCAUCGAAUAAAGAUUGGUGGAAAGUUGAAUUAAAUGACCGACAAGGUUUCGUACCAGCAACAUAUUUAAAGAAAAUUGAAAAGGAUCCAAUGUCAGUUAAUGAACAAGAUCGUCUUGAUGAAUAUACAGUUAGCUCAAGACAGCAACAAAUUGAAAAACAAUAUGCUAACUUAUUGAAUAUUUGUCAACAACGAUUAGAUAAACUUGCUGAAUCAUCGGAUGCGUAUAAAUUAAUGCGUGAAGCUGCUGAUCUUGUCGUAUGGAUCAAUGAUAAAGAACGCAUUGCAUCUGAAGAGUCUCUUGGUAAAGGACCUGAUGAUGUCGAAGAACUUCAACGUCGUUUUGAUGAAUUUCAAAAAGAAUUACGUACAAAUGAAUUACGUCUCGUUCGUCUUAAUUCGAUUGCUGAAAAACUUCUUCAAUUGGGCCGUACAGAUGCUGCACUUAAAAUUCAAGUCGAUAUCAAUAAUUUGAAUCGUAAAUGGGACGAUUUGAAAAAGAAUGCUGAAGAACGCGAACAACAAUUAUUAUCAGCAUAUGAAGUUCAACGAUUCACACGCGAUGCUGAAGAAGCACAAGAUUGGAUCAGUGAAAAAUUCGAACAACUCGAUCCAGAUGAACUCGGACAAGAUUUACGUAGUGUUAAACGUUUACAAAAGAAACAUGAAGCAUAUGAACGUGAUCUUAAUGCACUUGGCGAUAAAAUCCGUGAACUUGAUGAUCUUACAAAACGUUUGAUUACUUCACAUCCCGAACAAGCUGAUGUUAUUAUUCAAAAACAACAAGUUAUUCAAAAUCAAUGGACUGAUUUAACAUCAAAAGCUGAUUUACAUAAAGCAAAAUUAUUAGAUGAUUAUGAUUAUCAAAAGUUUUUAACUGACUUCCGCGAUUUAGCUGCUAUUAUUAAAUCAAUUAUUCAACAAAUAUCAUCGGAUGAACUUGCACGUGAUGUCCCAGGCGCUGAAGCUUUACUUGAACGUCAUCAUGAACAUCGUUCUGAAAUCGAUGCACGUUCAGGUGCAUUUCAAGCAUUUGAAGAUUUCGGUAAUGAUCUUAUCAAUGCUGAACAUUUUGCUGGUGAAGAUAUUAAACAAAGAUUAUUGGAAAUGGAUGAAAUUCGACAACAUCUUGAAACUGCUUGGAAAGAACGACAAGAUAAAUUAGAUGAAUGUCUUGAACUUCAAUUGUUUUAUCGUGAUUGUGAUACAGCUGAAACAUGGAUGGAAAGUCGAGAAAAAGCUUUAAAAGAUGAAGCCGUCGAAGUUGUUGAAGCAGCUAUUAAACGACAUGAAGAUUUCGAUAAAGCUAUCAAAGCUCAAGAAGAUAAAAUCAACAACUUGAAACAGUUUGCAAAUCAAUUAGUAUCUCAAGAUCAUUAUGAGAAAGCUGGCAUUGAUGAUCGUCUACAAGGUGUACUUGAUCGUUGGACUCGUCUUCGUCAAGCCAUGAUGGAAUAUCGUUCACGUCUUGGCGAAUCUCAAACAUUACAAGACUUUUCAAGAGAUGCUGAAGAAAUUGAAGCUUGGAUUGCCGAUAAAUUAGCUGCUGCUUCUGAUGAACCCGUCAAAGAAACACAAAAUUUACAGAGUAAGAGUCAAAAACAUCAAGCUUUUGUUGCUGAAUUAGCAGCUAAUACUGAUCGUAUUCAAUCGAUUAUUGGCAUGGGCAAAGGUCUUAUUGAUUCACGUAAAUGUGCUGGUCUUGAAACAACUGUUGAUAAUCGUUUACAACAAAUCAUUGAACAAUGGGAAUUUCUUGUACAAAAAUCAUCCGACAAGAGUUUGAAAUUAAAAGAAGCAUCACGACAACAGACAUUUAAUGCUGGUGUUAAAGAUGUUGAAUUUUGGCUUGGCGAAAUUGAAAAUCAAUUGGUGAAUGAUGAUGUUGGCCGAGACUUGACAUCCGUACAAAAUAUGCUCAAAAAACAACAAUUACUUGAAAAUGAUAUUACUAAUCAUGAGAGUGCUAUUAUUGAAUUAAACAAAACUGCUGAUGAAUUUAUUGAAAACAAUAUGUUCGAUGUUGAUAAUAUCAAAGAAACACGAAAUUCAAUCAAUGAUCGUUUUGAAAAAGUUCGCAAUCAAAGUGAUGGUCGACGUCAACGUUUACAAGAAGCAUCAACUGUUCAUCAAUUUAUUCGUGAUCUUGAAGAUGAAGAAGCUCAACUAAAAGAAAAGAAAUUACUCGUUACCAGUGAUGACUAUGGUCGUGAUUUCAAUCAAAGUCAAAAUUUACGUCGUAAACAUAAACGCUUUGAAGUCGAUCUUGGAUCUCAUCAACCAAAUGUACAAAAUCUUCAACAAUUAGGCUCACAAUUAACUGAUGAAGUUGGAAAUCCUGAUAUUGAACGUAAAUGUAAAGAUUUACUCAACCAUUGGGAAACAUUAAAACAAGCAACAGAUGAUCGAACAAAGAAACUUGAUGAAUCAUUAACAUAUCAUAAUUGGGCAACAAGUCUAGAUGAAGAAAAUGCUUGGAUUAAAGAACGUUUACAUGUUAUUAAUAAUCCUGAUAUUGGUACAACUUUGGUUGCUGUACAAGCCUUACAAAAGAAACAUGAAUCGUUUGAAGCUGAUUUUAUUAUACAAAAAGAACGUUGCCAAGAAAUUUUACAACAAGGACAAAAAUUAAUGGAACAAGACAAUCACUUGUCACCACAAAUCAAUGAUCGAACCAAUUACUUGCAAGAUGCAUUGAAACGUUUAGAAACUGAUGCCAAUCGACAUAAAUAUCGUCUACUAGAAAAUGCUUCACUUCUUCAAUUUAUGUGGAAAGCUGAUGUUGUUGAAAGUUGGAUCAGUGAAAAACUUCAUCAAUUACGAACUGAUGAUUUGGGUCAUAAUCUUUUAUCCGUGCAAAAUCUUCUUACACGUCAUGAAACAUUCGAAGCUGGAUUAAAUAAUUUUGAACAUGAAGGCAUUCGUUCUGUGACUGACCUCAAAGAGGAAUUAGUAUCCACUAAUCAUGCUAAUUCAUCCAAUGAACAACGCGAGAAAAUCCAAGCGCGCUAUGAACUUGUUUGGAACAAUUGGCAAAAGCUAUUACAAACAAGUGGAUUAAGACGUGAAAAAUUGAAAAAAGCGGAAGAUCGUUUCCGUAAUAUUGAAGAAUUAUUCUUACGCUUUGCCAAAAAAGCAUCAGCAUUUAAUUCAUGGUUUGAAAACGCCGAAGAAGAUCUUACCGAUCCAGUUAAAUGCAAUUCAUUAGAAGAAAUUCGAGCUCUAAUCGAUGCUCACGAUCGAUUUAAAACUGUACUUGAAGAAGCUCGUUAUGACUUCGAUGAACUUAAAGCAUCCGACGAUAGUAUUAAAUCAUUGAAUAUGGCUGCUAAUCCAUAUACAUGGUUUACCAUGGAAACACUUUUUGAUACAUGGAAAAGUUUAGAAAAAUUGAUUCGAGAUCGUGAUGGUGAUCUUCAAUUAGAGAAGAAACGUCAAGAAGAAAAUGAUAAAUUAAGACAACAUUUCGCUGAAUAUGCUAAUGCUUUCCACACAUGGCUACGCGGCAUUGAAUCAUCUAUGAUGAAUGCUGAUGGUAAUCUUGAACAACAACUUCAAACAAUUAAACAAAAAGUUGAUGAACUUCGACAACAACGACAAAAACUGAAAAAACUUGAAGAUCUUGCCACUGAACUUGAACGUCGACUUAUUCUCGACAAUCGUUAUACAGAAUAUUCCGCAUUAAAUCUUGCUCAAGCCUAUGAUCAAUUAGAUCAAUUGGGCAUGCGUAUGCAGCAUAAUUUAGAACAGCAACUAGCUGCAAUGAAACAUAGUGGUGUUAGUGAAGAUCAAGUACGAGAAUUUUCUAUGAUGUUUAAACACUUCGACAAAGAAAAAUUGGGUCGACUUAAUCAUCAAGAUUUCAAAUCAUGUUUACGAGCAUUGGGAUAUGAUUUGCCAACUGUUGAUGAUAACCAACGUGAUGAACAAUUCGAAUCCAUACUCGAUGUUGUUGAUCCAAACAGAAGUGGCACAGUAACAUUACCAGACUACAUGACAUUCAUGAUCAGUCGAGAAACUGAAAAUGUCUCAUCGAUUGAUGAUGUUGUUUUGGCAUUUAAGAGUCUCACAGAAAAUUCAGAACGACCAUAUAUCACACGUGAUGAACUCUUUGCUAAUCUACCACAAGAACAAGCUAAAUUCUGUUGUCGCAAGAUGAAAGCAUAUCGAGAUCGUAACGGCCGUGAAAUCAACAAUGCAUUUGACUAUGAUGAUUUCACUCGUUGGCUAUUCAAUCAACAACCACAUGCAACUUACAGUUAUCAUACAUCAGCUGUGCCGUCACCAUCGUGA